Messenger RNA from Hyla sarda, 1673 nucleotides. Its product is annotated as twist-related protein 2-like. The transcript is spliced from 2 exons. Gene Ontology annotation, biological process: regulation of transcription by RNA polymerase II; developmental process. NCBI's taxonomy places the organism in Eukaryota, Metazoa, Chordata, Amphibia, Anura, Hylidae. Gene Ontology annotation, molecular function: RNA polymerase II transcription regulatory region sequence-specific DNA binding; protein dimerization activity; DNA-binding transcription factor activity, RNA polymerase II-specific. The record is from RefSeq and is a predicted model, not a curated record. Bases 1 to 489 code for a protein of 162 amino acids.
AUGAAAGAAGAAGGAGCAUGCCCUGAUUCCCCUGAAGGCAGCCUGGUAACCAGCGAAGAAGAGGCUGAGCGCCAACAGAGGAAGGCCAUACGUAAGCGCACAGUGCUGGUAGGCAAAGGUGCUGAGGGGAGGGUGCCUGUUUCACCUCCGUGCAAGCGUAACAAAAGGAGCCCCCAAAUAGAUACAUUUGAGGAUGUACACACUCAGAGAAUCAUUGCCAACGUAAGGGAGCGGCAGCGCACACAGUCCCUAAAUGAUGCUUUUGCAGAGCUCAGAAAGAUCAUACCUACCUUGCCAUCCGAUAAGCUAAGCAAAAUACAGACCCUGAAGCUGGCUUCUCGCUAUAUUGAUUUUCUGUACCAGGUCUUGCAGAGUGAUGAGCUGGACCACAAGAUUGCCAGUUGUAACUACCUUGCCCAUGAAAGACUCAGCUACGCCUUCUCUGUGUGGAGAAUGGAAGGUGCCUGGUCCAUGUCUGCAUCCCACUGAACCCACCAAUGAUGCCUCUCUUGUCUGCUGUUUAAGAAGGUAUGUCAUAAGUGACCAUUGAAAAUAAGGUCCUCUGUUCCAUUCCAUGGCUCCAUCUUUUUGGCAGCACGAGAGCUGUGCAGUAAAUAUGUGAAUGAACACUACAAGUAGUCGUCUGGGAUAAUGAUUCUGGAAGACCUACACUAGAAAAGGAUUUGUGACGUUGAAUAUGUGUCAUGUUUCAGCUGGAAAAACCUUGGCGCAGCUGACCUUUUCACUCCACGAAUGUAAAAGUCAACUGUGGACAUAAAACCACUUGUAAAGAAACCCUGUGGAAGUUAUUUAUUCAGGAAAAGAAACAUGAAACUAAUCCAAAUGGAGCCUUCCCUUCUAUGCUAAGUCUGCAAAAAUAAAAAUUCCUUUACUUUUUAGCUAUGGAAGGAUCUCAAGGAGGGAUCAGCUAGCUGCAACUCUAUUCAUUUCUCAUCCAGUUCUUCAAAGACCUGAGAGCUCUUGCAUUGCAUUUAUGGAUGGCUUUCUUGCAUACAUCAUAUGAUAUUAAAAGAGGAUCUCCAUUAUAUUCUAUGCCAAGCUUCAGCAGAGAAGAGUCCCUGUAGAUUCUCCAAAGAGUAGACCUGCCAGCAUCCAGUGGUACGAAGGAAUCUCCCAUCAAUCCAGCUGUCAGAGUAAAAUGUAUAUUCUGUAUGGAAGCGAAAGUAAUAUUCCACUUAAGAAAAGACUGUAUUUCCUUUUAUACCAUAAUAUACAAGGUAGAGAAACAGCCAGAGUAUGCCUUUUUAUUUUUGUGAAAUCAUGGAAAGAUAUAUACGGCAAUGAUAUGGGUUGAUAUGUGGUACCUUCUUGUUGGGCGUUUUAUAGAUAUUUCCCUGGCAGAUUGAAAUAGGUGACGAUUAUGUCUUAGAAAUGUAAUAGUACAGUACAUAAAGAACUCCUUGAAGAGUAAAUCUGCAGGUGGCUGACCCAAUAAAACCUUUAACAAUGUCUAUGCAUGUGUCUUGAAUGCCUGAAUACUGUAUAUGGAAAGUGUUUGCAUUUGCUCUAGAAAGUAACCUGACUGCUGCUUCUCUGUGCUUGGCAUACCGUAUAUACUCGAGUAUAAGCCGACCCGAGUAUAAGCCGAGACCCCUAAUUUCAACCCAAAAUCCCAGGAAAAGUUAUUGACUCGAGUAUAAGCCUAGGGUGGG